AUGUCAUUUUUCAUGAGACUGUUCUCCAGGAGGCAACGCCAGAGCCGUGAGGCACACGGCAACGCCGGCAGCAGGGUACACACCCACGAGGAGGGCGAGUUUGUGCAUGUGAGUCUGUCGGCGCCGGCCAAGUCGAAGAGACCGGAAGCCGAGGAGGAAGAUGCGGACGUAUCGAGCUGGGAGAUGGCGCAGGUGCUGGGACGCCGGCCGGCGGCCGUGGUGGGCCGUAGACCCGCCACGAUGUCGUCGCUGGACGCUCAUAAAAAGCAGGCAAAGCGCAGAGAUCUGACUGGCAGGAAGUCCGCGAACGUUUCUCGCCCGGGUGAGAGAGCAGUCGAGGAGCUGCACUGCAUGGAGGACUCGGCAGAGCUCGACAUGUUCGACGAUAAGAGGAACCGCAUCAUCAAGAGAUCGCAUCGCAGAAAGAUGAACUUCCCGGACAAGUACAAGUUCUAG
This is a messenger RNA of Torulaspora globosa, 456 nucleotides long. RefSeq names its product Hab1p (gene HAB1). The record is from RefSeq and is a predicted model, not a curated record. The coding region runs from base 1 to 456 and encodes 151 amino acids. Lineage: Eukaryota; Fungi; Ascomycota; Saccharomycetes; Saccharomycetales; Saccharomycetaceae. The transcript has a single exon.